Messenger RNA from Neopelma chrysocephalum (saffron-crested tyrant-manakin), 6277 nucleotides. It is a transcript of the gene KIF6, whose product is annotated as kinesin family member 6. NCBI's taxonomy places the organism in Eukaryota, Metazoa, Chordata, Aves, Passeriformes, Pipridae. Gene Ontology annotation, molecular function: microtubule motor activity; microtubule binding; ATP binding. The record is from RefSeq and is a predicted model, not a curated record. Gene Ontology annotation, biological process: mitotic spindle organization; microtubule-based movement. The coding region runs from base 512 to 2869 and encodes 785 amino acids. The transcript has 22 exons.
UUUUAUUCCCUGAAGGCUCACUACUUAUGCCUCAUAUGCUUUCUGAGACAGUUAUUUAUUCAGUUGGGAGAGAAAAACCUUUUCCCUACUGUUUUUCUUAUUUGGAAUACAAGUUCAACAUACUUUUACCAUAUCUGAGUAGAAGAAAUUUCUAUCCUCCUCUGUAAUCACGUUCCUGAUUUUCCACUUAAUUUCAAUUAGUUUACUUGUAAUCACUUGUAAUCUGAUCUCUACCACUAUGUCUCACCAAAAAGAACGCCAAAAUACUAUCAUGUUGAAUCUUCGGUAACCACUUCAGAGUAAUGGGGUCCUGUUGUUACUGCUUUCUGUUUUAACUCUUGUAACAAGACGACACCCUUUAUUUCCCACUAGCAGUUUUUCCCCAACCCUUUUUAUACUAGAAUUAAGGACUUGAUGCCUUCAUUGCCUGUAAUCUAGGUAUUUUGCUUCCAUUUCCCUUUAUGGUGUUUCAACCGCAUAACAACAGAGACUUCCCUUGAGCCUUACACAGAUGAUCGGAGCCCGAGCAGAGCCAUGCGGACACACAGGUACGGCACAACAGAGUUAUUCAGUGGAUGAUGAGGAGGAUCUUCUCUCCAGUCUGGAGAUUACUGUGCCACGUGACUUAGCAGAUGGGUUUGUCAAUAAUAAACGAGAGACCUACAAGUUCAAAUUUCAGAAAAUUUUUGAUCAAGAGGCAAAACAAGAUGUGAUUUUUGACAGCAUUGCCAAACCAGUAGCAGAAUGUGUUUUGGCUGGAUAUAAUGGUACUAUCUUUGCAUAUGGUCAGACAGGCAGUGGCAAAACUUUUACCAUCACAGGAGGAGCAGAACGUUACAGUGAUCGAGGCAUUAUUCCCAGGACUCUAUCUUAUAUUUUUGAUCAACUGCAGAAGGACAGCAGUAAAGUGUAUACAACUCAUGUUUCCUACUUAGAAAUCUACAAUGAAUGUGGUUAUGAUCUUCUGGACCCAAGGCAUGAGGCCUCCAGAUUGGAAGAUUUGCCAAAAGUGACAAUAAUGGAAGACUCUGAUCAAAACAUUCAUCUGAAAAACUUGUCUCUUCAGCAAGCAACCAAUGAAGAGGAAGCCUUAAACCUACUCUUCUUGGGAGACACCAACAGAAUGAUUGCUGAGACACCAAUGAAUCAAGCCUCAAGCCGAUCUCACUGCAUUUUCACUAUUCACGUCUCCAGCAAGGAACCUGGAUCUGCAACUAUCAGACGCUCCAAGUUGCACUUAGUAGACCUUGCUGGAUCAGAACGUGUUGCAAAGACUGGAGUUGGAGGUCACUUGCUGACAGAAGCCAAGUAUAUCAACCUGUCAUUACAUUAUUUGGAACAGGUAAUAAUUGCCCUUGCAGAGAAAAACCGGUCCCACAUUCCUUAUCGAAACUCUAUGAUGACCUCAGUGCUAAGAGACAGCCUGGGAGGAAACUGCAUGACUACCAUGAUAGCAACACUCUCUAUAGACAAAAGAAACAUAGAUGAAUCUAUAUCAACCUGCAGAUUUGCACAGCGAGUUGCUCUUAUUAAGAAUGAAGCAGUUCUUAAUGAAGAAAUUGACCCCAGAUUGAUGAUUGUCCAGCUGAAAAAGGAAAUCCAGGAUUUGAAGGAUGAGUUGGAGCUGGUGACUGGCAAGCAAAGAACAUCAGAGCUUUCACAAGAAGAGCUGCUUCAGUUGGAUGAGUUAAUUGAAACAUUUCUCAAAGAUAAUGAUCCUGAUAGCACUCUGGAUGUUGGUGCUGACAUGCGCAAGAUCAAGUAUUGCUUCAUUCAUAUGAAGCAACUAAUGAAUCAUUCCACAACUUCUGAUAAAAAACUGCUCUCACAAAACAUCUCUGAAGAAGAAGACACUAACAUAGAAUCAGGAGAAGAACUGGAAAAACUUAAAGACCUUCUGCAGCAAAGAGACAAUGAAAUCAAUAUUCUGGUAAAUAUGCUAAAAAAAGAAAAAAAGAAAGCACAAGAUGCUCUUUUCCAGCUUAAUGCCAGCUCUACUUGUUCUACAGUCUUGGAGCAGUCUCUCUCUAUAAACUUGGAAGAUAGGCAGAGCCCGUCUAGCUGUUUUAGUCUGAAAGGGGCAAAAGAUUUCAGCUCUUCUGUUCACAGACUACCUCUUCUUUCUAGACAAACAGGAGGAAAGAUGUCACUUGGAUGUCAGGAAGCUUUUGAAGUUUUCAAGCGGGACCAUGCUGACAGUAUAACCAUUGAGGACAACAAACAGCUUCUGAAACAGAGGUUUGCUGAAGUUAAAUGCCUUGGAGAAAAGCUAAAUGAAGUGAGAAGUAAAAUAAACCGUCUGAAAGGAGAGAUAACCCAGAGGCACAUUCAGAGAGCAGCUCUAGCUGUUUCAAGUCCUUCUGAAGAGUUAAAUAUGUUUGAUCCAGUAGAAGAGAAACUUAGAAUGCAAAUUGAAGAAGAAAAAAAAAGUUAUAAAACAAUGUUCAAUCGCUUCAAAGGGCUGAAGGUAGAGAUUGAGCACCUACAGCUCCUUAUGGAAAAAGUAAAGAUGAAGAUGCAAAAAGACUUUGAAGUCUGGUGGUCUGAAGAGGCAAAAAAUUUACAGCAGGAAAAGCCAGAGAUGGUUACAUCACCAAAUACUGUGACUGUUUAUCCCCAGUUUAUCAAAUCCUUGCAGCAUCUAUCAACUAACAGUUUUUCAGAGACCACAAGAGUCAGCCCUAAUGAAGAUCCAGCCGGGAAAAACAAUUCCAUCACUUUUAGUAAUCCGACUUUAAAAACAAGGACCCCACAAAGUUCAAGUACAUCUAUUCCUCUGACUGGAGACAGCCAGGCUGAUGCUGACAUCCUAGCUUUCAUUAGAGCAAGACAGAGGAUCCUGCAAAAGAAAGGCUUGGAAAACAAAUGAAAUUCUUGUCACAGUCCACUAUUUCCUUUUAGAAACAGUGAAAGACCUUUAUUCUUUCCCUUCCUGUUCUGUUUAGAAACAGGUACAAGUAAGUACUUUAGACGUACAGGUUUAAUUGUUAAAGGCAUAUAAAUGAUUUGUCUUUGACAGCAAAAUCCAUUUCUCUGGCAAUAGAUUUUUGAGUAUUUGCACUCACUAUCUUCAUCUUGCAUUAAGAUUAAGCAAAGCUGAAACAACUAAUCAGGAGUUCGCCAAAUAUGUUUGUUUGCGGCAAUUCAUUGUAUGUUUUCUAAAUGUUAAAAUUAUCUAAUGUGUUAAUGCUAUUCUACACCUUUAAUCUGGGAAAUUUAUUACUACUGAUAGUUUUGUUUGCAUCAAUUUGUAUAAGGCUUUAUUAAUUCCACCUAUUUGCCAUUAAGAGAUAUCUAUUCAAUAAUAGUAGUUAUCUGGGUUAUAAAAUUCUAUAGAAUUUCAUUUGAGGCUUUUUUUUUCUCCAAGGAAUAGAUGUUUUCAUAUCAGAUUAUUAGAAUACUGAGGUUGUCUUGUAAUAUAAAAAAAUGUAUUUUAGAAAGUAAUUUUCCCAACUGUUUUCUUUUUAUUUGAAUGCAUUAAGUGUUGUGCAAAAUAUAUACCCUCCCAGAAUAUACAGGUUUCAGAAGAAACAAUUACACUUAAGAGGCUUAAAAUAGAACUGAGCAAAUACUUCUAAAACACAAAUGAGAUGUGAAAGUUUAAAUGCAGUUAUAUCUUAUAUACAAUGUAAGUUCACUAUUGGCUCAGUACUACUUUAUUGAAUAAUAUCUGGGUAUGUAACAACUUAUUUUACACAUCAGACCAAAAUCAAAAAAUGCAAUGCAAAAUACAGUCUAUUUCUCUGAGAUAUGCUUACUAUCAGAUUGAAAAUAUAAUUUUUCAUGCUAGUGAUAAUCUUAUAGUCAUGCAUUUGGAAGGAUUUGGGUUGUUUAUAUAAAAAUAAAGGAAUAUAUUGACAGAAGUCACAUAUUCUUAAGGAUGUAUAUUUCUUUAAGUUGUUGAUACUUAAUUCUGUGUCAAAUUCCUAAUUAUACAGAGGUACAUGGUGAAUUGCUAUGUUCAAACCUACAGAAGAUAUACAUUUAUCUAAUUAACAACUAAUAUGCAAUCAAUUUUAAAAAAAUAAAUUUAUACCUUUUUUGCCUUUUAAUUUUCUAUAAAAGUCAGCACAGCUACCACAUAAAUUGGUAAUCUUUAUGCAGGAUUUAGUAUGUACAAGGUGAGAUAAAAGUCAAGUCUACUCUUGCUUUGGAAAGAGAGAGUUCCAGGAUUUGGUCAGAGGUGGAAAAAUGGCUGCUUUGUUGGAGAUUAUAUUAAAAUGUCCCUCUUCCAGAAUUUUUAUCUGUCUUUCUUCUUCUCACUCUGUUAUAUAUAAACACUGCAUUAAAUAUACACUGAGUUAUUGUUUAUGCAGCUUCUGAGGAGAGCAGGGCCACUGACUCUGCUAGCUGGAGAAGAGCCAGAGGUUCCAAAACAUUGCUGCGUGAAGCAACUGUCUUUUUUGGUUUCCAGUAGAAUUCCUGUUGUGGUGAAUUUAUAUGAAGGUGGCCAAAAGAGAAUCACCGGUACAAAAACUCCUCCCUUUUGACAUUGAAGCAUUUCCAAUAGCUUUAAGUAACUGGUUAAGAGGAUACCAGUGCAACCCUGGUAUCUAUGUGAUGCUGCUAUUACUUGAUGAUUCAGUGUUCUGUUCUCAGUUUGCCUCACAUCUCUCUCACAGAGAGAAAAAAUUCCUUGCUCUUCUGUUUCAAAAUUCUCUAGCCUGUUUUUACAUGGUUGUAGAUUUGGUGUGAAAUUCAAUCAUUGUCAACAAAGUAGUCCUUGAUUGGCAAAAUAGUCUGUGAGUAAGAUUAUACCAAACACUUAAGAACCUGGACAAAAGUGCAGCCAGUAAUAGAAAACCAUAUAAAUAUAUAAAACCAUAUAUACAAAUACAAAGCUUUCUUACUUCUUUGAAAAAUUUCAUAAUAUCAUAUGGAAAGAAAAGAUUGCUCAUUCAGUAAACAACAGUCUUCAGACAUAAAGCAUUCUCUUUUUAAAGAAACUGCCUCCACUUUUCAAAAGUUGCCUCUUGGGUUUAUAGGAAAAGUCAGGUUGGAAAGGACCUCAGCAGGCCUUUAAUCCCACCUCUUCCUCAAAACAGCAUCAGCUAUGAGAUCAAACCAAGAUGCUGAGGGCUUUGUUCAAUGUGGUCUUGAAAACCUCCAAGGAUGGAGACUGCAUAACCUUUCUAAGCAGUCCAUUCCAAUGUUUGACUGUCCUCAUCAUGAAAACAUUUUCCCUUAUGUCCAGCCUGAACUUUUCUUUUUUGCCCAUUAUCUCUCUUCCUCUCGCAAGCCACACUGUCAAAAGCCUGGCUCCGGCUUCUUAAUGUCUUUUUCACAGGUGUGAGAAGGCUACUGGGGCACUUCUCUAAGUCUACUUGGCUUCAUGAAAGCAUUUAUUGCUUCAAAAAGUUUAGUUGGCCAUAGGUGAACAAAGUUGCUUGUUCUAAUAAUCUUUCUUCAUAUAAUUUCAAGAUUAAUUUGAAAUAACCCAAGUAUUUACCACAUUGAAGAAACAAUCAGAGGCCCACAUUUAUACUGGUAUUGACUCCUCCCUAAGCCACAUGUAAAACAGUAUUGCUAAGCAUGGAAAUUCUCAUACAUAUCUAAUUCCUGUCAAUUCACCAUGAUAUCUAGUUGCAUUUGGUUUAAUGUUCAUAUGGUAAAUACCAUUUUUUUAUCAUCUGCAAUCAGAAUAAAUCUUCUUUUUUUGGUGGAGAUUUCUGGAGGAAGUAGCUGUAGAGUACUAGAUAUCAUAUAGAUAUAUCUGGGAUUAAUUGAUACCACACACUGUGGAUCAUCUUGUAUUUCAACACAUUUCCAAUCUUCUACAUGGUUUAUUUCAGAAAAAGAUACACAUCCUCUGGUCUCCUACAGCAAUGUAGCUUCUGGAAGGGUCAGGGUGUGACCUAGACUUACAAUAAAGGUCAAAGGCUCUAUUCUCAUUUAUGCUGAAUCUGCCAGGGCUCUAUACACAGUCUGGAACAGUAUUAGGAAACCCUUAAGAUAACAAGCUCUUGGCUUGGGCACUUUACCACUUCCUGGCCGCUGCAGCUUUCCAGAGAGCAUCAAAAAGAAAAUUACAUAACCGUAAGUUGAAUUUCUCUUGCUUGGAAGAUGGACAUGCCUAACUCAAUCUUCUUCUAUCACUCCUGCACUUUUUAAGAAAGAGGCUUUGAAAUGGAAUAAUGAGGUUCACAUGUGUGACAGUGUAAGCAUGUAAUGUAAUAUACACUUACCUAGUUUUAAUCAAUCACAGGAUGCAAGUAUUUUAUGUCAAUAGUAUAAACUGAGAACACUUCAACAUAAUAAAAUGUUAAGAUCUUGUAAA